AUGGACAUGCUCAUGCAGAUAGUGGCGCAGCGCAAGAAGAGCGUGGACGCGGCCAAGGCGCUUGUGAGUGAGGCUGAGCUCCAGUGCAAGAUCGACGCGUACGAAGCCGCACAUGGACGCCCGAUCUCGAUCGUUGGCAAGAUCCGCGAGAGCGCUCCGUUGCUGGCUAUUGCUGCUGAGUUCAAGCGCGCGAGCCCGAGCAAAGGCGACAUCGCCGUGGAUGCCAAUGCUCCAGAGCAAGCGUUGACGUAUGCCCAAGGUGGAGCCAGCGUCAUCUCCGUUCUUACUGAGCCAGAGCGAUUCAAGGGGUCGCUCCAAGACAUGUUGGACGUGGCGUUGGCAGUCAAGGCGUUGGGCAAUGCCCGGCCAGCCAUCCUCCGGAAGGACUUCAUCUUUGACACUUAUCAGCUCCUUGAGGCACGGGCGUUUGGCGCCGAUAGCCUCUUGCUCAUUGUGGCCAUGCUUUCGCCGGACGAACUCUCGCUCCUGCUGCAGGCGUCUCGCGACCUUGGCAUGGAGCCACUUGUCGAAGUGAACAACGAAGAGGAGCUUGACGUGGCGCUUGCCGCCGGUGCAACAUUUAUCGGUGUCAACAACCGCAACUUGCGCACGUUCAAGCUGGACUUGAACACGACCGUACACAUCGCUGACGCAAUUCGUGCACGGGGCAUUCGCCUCGGCGAUGACAUUGUGUUGCUGGCGCUCAGUGGCGUCUUCUCGCGUGCCGAUAGCAUCAAGUAUGAGCACUGCGGGGCGCAAGGCGUCCUUGUCGGUGAGAUGCUUAUGCGCACGCCCAACCCGCGCACGACGAUCCAAGAACUGCGUGGCGUGCAUACGGACGCUCGCCAAACACUUGUCAAGAUUUGUGGCAUUAAGGAUGUAGCGUCGGCCGUCGUUGCCGCGCAGCACGGCGCGAACCUCGUCGGCAUGAUAUUCGUCGCCAAGUCCCCACGAGCCGUCGAAAUUCAAAAAGCCAAGGACAUUGUGCAAGCGAUCCGGCAGUUUGGCGAGCGCUCGACCCGCCACGAAUUCCAGCCUCGCAUCGAAUCAAAGGAGGGCUCGGCGGCGUGGUUUCACGCGCAGAGUCGGCAAUUGACGCUUGCAAGCGCGCGGACGCCGCUCGUCGUGGGCGUCUUCCAGAACCAGUCAGCGGAGGCCAUCAAUGCAAUUGUGGCGGAAGUGGGCCUCGACCUUGUGCAACUCCACGGCGACGAAGGCUUUGAGGUUUGCGCGGAUCUCAUUGUGCCGGCGAUCCGCGUCGUGCACUUGCCUGGCGGUACGACCGGCGACACGGUCAACAUGGAUGCGAUCCUCGAGCACAUCAAACCCGGCUAUGCAAUGGCACUGCUGCUGGACACGACCUUGAAGGGGCAAAUGGGUGGCACGGGCACGAUCUUUGACUGGACGAUUGCAGAGCAAUUCGAACAAGCGGGGAUUCCGUGCCUCAUGGCAGGUGGUCUAACGCCAGCAAACGUGACGAGCGCCAUCCACGCCGCUAAUCCGUACGGCGUCGAUGUUAGCUCCGGUGUUGAGGCCGGCGUGCCGGGUGUGAAGGACCACGCGAAGAUCCGCGACUUCAUCACCCAGGCCAAGCUGGCGCCGCAACUCGCCAAAGUUGCCGAAGCGUAG
Messenger RNA from Saprolegnia diclina VS20, 1629 nucleotides. RefSeq lists its product as hypothetical. The record is from RefSeq and is a predicted model, not a curated record. The transcript is spliced from 12 exons. The coding region runs from base 1 to 1629 and encodes 542 amino acids. NCBI's taxonomy places the organism in Eukaryota, Oomycota, Saprolegniomycetes, Saprolegniales, Saprolegniaceae. Gene Ontology annotation, molecular function: indole-3-glycerol-phosphate synthase activity; phosphoribosylanthranilate isomerase activity. Gene Ontology annotation, biological process: L-tryptophan biosynthetic process.